AUUCAGCUCCUCGUUCCAACUCCACCUCCUCAGAUAGGAUGAAGUCCACAGCAAGAGUUCUUGAUCCUCAGGGGCCAUUCUUGCAGACAUGGAACAAGAUAUUCGUGAUAUCAUGCCUUGUUUCAGUUUCUGUGGACUCUCUGUUCUUCUAUGCCCCGGCGGUUGACGGCGACAACAACUGCUUGUAUCUGGAUGACAAGUUGGACAAGAUAGCAAGUAUCCUGCGCUCUCUCACGGAUAUCUUCUAUUUACUCCGUAUGAUAUUUCAGUUCAGGACAGGAUUUACUGCUUCCUCUUCAAGAGUGUUUGGUCACGGUGUAUUGGUUGAUGACACGUUUGAAAUAGCAAAGCAGUAUUUUACAACAUAUUUUCUGGUUGAUUUCUUAGCUGUUCUGCCCCUCCCUCAGGUGUUUGUGCUGUUAGUGCGACCCCAUCUCCGAGGUUCUGAGGUUAUGACAGAGAAAAAUAUACUAACCUUGAUAGUCAUAUGCCAAUAUGUACCUCGACUGAUCCGAAUAAUACCACUCUACAUUCAAAUCACAAGAUCAGCUGGUACAGUUAUGGAUACAGCAUGGCCGGGUGCUGCCUUUAACCUUCUAGUUUAUAUACUUGCCAGUCAUGUCCUUGGAGCUCUUUGGUACAUUCUUGCCAUUCAACGACAAGACAUCUGUUGGAGAGAAGCGUGUAAUGGACAAGAUGGUUGUGAUCUUGCGUCUUUAUAUUGUGGAAGUUCUGUAUAUGGAAAUAAUACUUUCUUACAAGAUGCUUGCCCAACAAAUGGUGAUGCCGAUAUAGAUCCAAUCUUUGGAAUUUACCUACCAGUUCUCCAGAAUGUUUCACAGUCAACGGGUUUCUUCGAAAAAUUAUUCUACUGCUUUUGGUGGGGGCUACAAAAUCUAUGGUGUGUUUAUAAUUGAAAUCCUUUUUUUCCUCACCAAAGAACAGUGCCCUGGGGCCUGUAUUUAUGUGUGGCUAUUUCCAUUGCAGUUCGUAUGGUCAAAACCUGAAAACAAGCACUUACAUAUGGGAGAAUCUGUUUGCUGUAU
Messenger RNA from Setaria italica (foxtail millet), 1046 nucleotides. RefSeq names its product cyclic nucleotide-gated ion channel 1. Bases 39 to 917 code for a protein of 292 amino acids. Gene Ontology annotation, cellular component: membrane. The record is from RefSeq and is a predicted model, not a curated record. The transcript is spliced from 3 exons. Gene Ontology annotation, molecular function: monoatomic ion channel activity. Gene Ontology annotation, biological process: transmembrane transport; monoatomic ion transport. Lineage: Eukaryota; Viridiplantae; Streptophyta; Magnoliopsida; Poales; Poaceae.